AUGUCUAAUUCUAACAGCGAAAUAUCUUUAUCCACUGAAGAUAACCAUGCUAUCAAAAACGAAUAUAAGACAUGGUACAAACAUGAUGGUGGUAAAGAUGGUCUGACUUCUAUGGAGAGACUUCAGCAAUUCAUGUUGAUGAACGGCGGAGAAAACCUCAAUAUGUAUCUUGGCGGUGACAAGGAAGGACGAACGUUCAAGUCGUCAAAGGUUACAAUACUGAAUAAAUGCAACCAGUAUUUUCAGGAGCAAGGGGUUUAUCGAACUACAGCCCAAAUAAAGUCGAGGCUCAACAAUCUUUUGACAAAACAAUAUGGAGAAGCCUAUCGUGUUUGGAAGAAUAGUAUUAAAAAUAAUUCUAACGACGAAGGCUCUACCAGUGAAAAAGAAGGCUUAGAGUCUGAAUUGAAUCAAAUCUGCCCUGCUUUCUUUCAGAUGGAAAAGGUUAUGAGCAAUAGAAAGACUGGUUCUCCAGCGGUUUGUGAUACCACAAAGCCAAUGGAAUGGAUACAUGACGAGGACGGCGAGCAAAGCAAUGGCGAUGAUGACAACACGGACGAAGAAUCAGCUGAAAACA
Phycomyces blakesleeanus NRRL 1555(-) is the source of this 577-nucleotide messenger RNA. RefSeq lists its product as hypothetical. NCBI's taxonomy places the organism in Eukaryota, Fungi, Mucoromycota, Mucoromycetes, Mucorales, Phycomycetaceae. The transcript has 2 exons. The record is from RefSeq and is a predicted model, not a curated record. The annotation marks the transcript as partial.